This is a messenger RNA of Trichomonas vaginalis G3, 1278 nucleotides long. Its product is annotated as protein ubiquitination. Gene Ontology annotation, molecular function: protein binding. The transcript has a single exon. Lineage: Eukaryota; Parabasalia; Trichomonadida; Trichomonadidae. The record is from RefSeq and is a predicted model, not a curated record. Bases 1 to 1278 code for a protein of 425 amino acids.
AUGGAAGAUGACAUUAAAUCAUUUAUAGGUUUCACAGAAAGAAGUGGAUUUGAUGAAAAACAAGUAAUUCAAAAUGAUUUCUUUCCUUCUGAGUUUCAAAAGAAUAGUUUGAUUAAAUUAUGUUGUUAUUAUGGUUCUGUAAACUGCUUUAAGUUUUUGAUCACUAAAUUUAAACCAAAAAUCACAACAACAUGUCUUAGAUAUUCAUUUUUAGGAGGAAAUCAAGAAAUAGUAAUGGAAUGUCUUAAAUAUAAAACACCAGAUAAGUUUAGCAUGAAUUAUGCAAUUGUUUCACACAACAAUGACUUUGUCAGUUUUUUGCUCACACAAUACGACAUACCAUGUUAUACAUAUCUUUGUCACUUAUACAAUAAUAUUGAUGCAGCCUUGAUAUAUUAUGAUAUUAAAAGAAUUUUCAAAGAAAAUUUGACUUGGAUUUGCAAAUUUAAAAUACCAUCUCUUUGCAAAUAUUUCAUUUUGCAUGGCGCAGAUAUUUAUCUUGAAGAUUAUAAAGACAAUCCAGCAACUUAUUAUAUAGUAGAGUAUGGAUGGAAAGAAAUAUUAGAACUUCUUAUUUCACGUGGAUUAGAUAUCAAUAAAGCAAAAUCUCUUUUUGUUGCUGCAGAAUUUAAUUGGAAAGAAAUAGUUGAAAUUCUCCUAGCAAACGGUGCGGAUGUAAAUUCAAAUGAUUAUUAUUAUAAUAAGACACCCCUUCUUAUUGCUGUACAGUAUAAUUCUAAGAAAGUGAUUGAUAUUCUUUAUUCACAUGGUGCUGAUAUCAAUGUAUAUGAUAGUCAAGGAAGAGGUGUUCUUUAUUAUGUAGCAAGAACUAAUAAUGUUGAGAAAGCAGAAUUCUUCAUGUCACAUGGCCUAGAUCUAAAUAAAGAUACUUCAAAUUUGACCGAGCAUCUUAAUGGUGCAGUGAAAUACAAUAACAGAGAAAUGGUGGAAUUUCUUAUUUCACGCGGUGCAAAUGUAAAUCCUGCAGAUAGAGAGAAUGAAGGACCUCUUCAUUAUGCAAUAGAGGAUGACAACGCCAGCAUCGCAGAACUUCUUAUUUCCCAUGGAACUGAUUUAAAUGCAAAUUUUUGUUGCAGCAGAACAUAUCACAAAAAUCAAUUUAAAUCAGCGUGCAAAAAAGCCUAUGAAGUUACAAAACUUCUUAUUUCACACGGUUCUGACAUUCAUAAAAUCAAUUAUUAUAGUGGAACCCUUCUUCACACUGCUGCAAGAAAUGGUGACGAAAAAUUGCUGAAUAUCUUAUUUCUCUUGGAUUAG